Messenger RNA from Enhydra lutris kenyoni (northern sea otter), 1084 nucleotides. RefSeq names its product zinc finger protein 580. Gene Ontology annotation, biological process: regulation of transcription by RNA polymerase II. The transcript is spliced from 2 exons. Gene Ontology annotation, cellular component: nucleus. The coding region runs from base 171 to 689 and encodes 172 amino acids. Gene Ontology annotation, molecular function: DNA-binding transcription activator activity, RNA polymerase II-specific; RNA polymerase II cis-regulatory region sequence-specific DNA binding. The record is from RefSeq and is a predicted model, not a curated record. Lineage: Eukaryota; Metazoa; Chordata; Mammalia; Carnivora; Mustelidae.
CGCCCCCGCGCCCGCGCCCCCCGCGCCCGCGUUCCCGGCGCCGCGGGCCCGGAGCUCCCGGAAGUCUCGGUCCCGCCGCCGCCGGCACUCGCGAGGGGAAGCCUGGGCCGCCCGGGACCUCGGCCCGCUCCUCCGGUCCCGAGAGGCCGCCGCGUCGGCUGACACCCCAGAUGCUGCUGCUGCCGCCUCGGCCACCCCACCCUCGGUCCUCCUCCCCAGAGGCCAUGGACCCGCCGCCCCCCAAGGCUCCCCCUUUCCCCAAGACGGAAGGCCCUUCCUCCACUCCAUCCUCGGCGGCAGGGCCCCGACCCCCGCGGCUGGGCCGCCACCUGCUCAUCGACGCCAACGGGGUCCCCUACACGUACACGGUGCAGCUGGAGGAGGAGCCCCGGGGCCCGCCCCAGCGCGAGGCCGCGCCGGGAGAAGCGGGGCCGCGCAAGGGCUACAGCUGCCCGGAGUGCGCUCGCGUCUUUGCCAGCCCCCUGCGGCUGCAGAGCCACCGCGUGUCGCACUCGGACCUCAAGCCCUUCACGUGCGGCGCCUGCGGCAAGGCCUUCAAGCGCUCCAGCCACCUGUCGCGGCACCGCGCCACGCACCGCGCCCGUGCGGGCCCGCCGCACACCUGCCCGCUCUGCCCACGCCGCUUCCAGGACGCCGCGGAGCUGGCGCAGCACGUGCGCCUCCACUGAGUUCCCGGCCGGCGGGGCCUCGCGAGCCACACAGCCGCGCUGCCACACGCGCGCCCUGCCUUACCCGGGGCCCGUCUCCCCGUCUGCCCAGAGGGAGAGACCCCCCCCUUCCUUCCUUACCUUCCUGUCUCGCUGUGUGAUGCCGGCCCCGUCGCUGCCCCUCCCUGGGCCGGGGAGCCAGUCUCGGAACUGGGCCCCGGCCGGGCCGGGCCGCGCGAGCCCUCACAGGCGCACAGCGUCUCGGGGCUCGGCUCUCCUGCUCCCGAGGGCUCAGCCGUCGUGUGCGCGGAAGAGCUGACCCAAGAGCACGGCACGGUCUGGCUCGUUCCUGUAUCGCCCCCUUUCCACCCGCAGCCCUCGCCCCAUACUCAAUAAACAUUCCGCACUCCGCCUCG